AUGUCAUAUGAUGAUUUGCAUGAGAAAGUCAUGAAAAGAAUCAAUGACUGGAAAGCUAACAAUUUCGAAGUCAAGCUUAUAAUGCACGAAUAUGGACCAGUUCAAAGAGAUUUAGAAUGGAAAUGCCCAUCUUCAUUUAAAUUACCAUCAAAAGAUGAAAUAACACAUGAAAAAAGAACAAAAGCAAGAAACACAAUAUCAAAACUUUACAAACAAAUUACUAAAGAUGAUUCAUUACUCGCAUAUCAAGCAGCAGAUGCAAUAGAAACAAAAAUAUUCAACGAAUCAAAAAAUCUCGAGAUUUACAAAUCAGGACUAGCGCGAAUAGGUAAAACUAUCACAUUUUUAUCCCCAUUAUCCGAAUUUGUCGACUAUGACCAUCCUAAAAUUAUAAUUUCAGACAAAUAG
Molecule: messenger RNA, 408 nt
Organism: Trichomonas vaginalis G3
Lineage: Eukaryota; Parabasalia; Trichomonadida; Trichomonadidae
Exons: 1
Coding region: 1-408 (135 amino acids)
Source: RefSeq, a predicted model, not a curated record